Effrenium voratum is the source of this 611-nucleotide messenger RNA. NCBI's taxonomy places the organism in Eukaryota, Dinophyceae, Suessiales, Symbiodiniaceae. The record is from the annotation of a GenBank genome assembly.
AGAAGUACAGCUUGGUAGGGCGAGCGUGCCGCUGCCAAGAUGGGUUACGGCGGGCGCGGGAAAUCCAAAGGACGAGGCUACCGGGUACGAGAAGUGGAUUGGGGAAAGUCAUGGUCCAACGGUCGCAAAGGCAAGGGCAAGGGCAAGUCCUACAAUCAGUCCUACCGUGGUGUGUGGCGCACCGUCAGCAAGCCAAAGGGCGGCCGCAAGGGCUACGGUCGUGGCAAAGGCCGUGGUAGAGGCGGAAGCAGCUACGGCUAUGGCAGGGGGAACUACCGCACGGGGUGGAGCUAUGGCAGGGGAAGCUGGGGCAAAGGCAAAGGCCGAGGAAAAGGCCGUGGAAAGGGCAAGGGCAAGGGCAAGGGCAAGAGGCAGCAGGUGACGAAGGAGAUGCUGGACAAGCAGCUGGAGGAGUACAUGGGCCCUGAUGCCAUGAAGGCCAUGCUCGAUCUGGAGCUAGAGGCCUACUUCAAGGACAAAGAAGCCUUAGAUGCCAAGGUCGAAAAAGCUGAAAAGCCCUGAGCGCGCGUCCAGGGGAGCCGCCGCACGACUUGCAGGGAACAACCUUGAACAUGUCAAUGGGGACGGCAACGGGCCUGUCAACUCUGUGU